AUGUGCAAGGAUACUCUGCACAAACCAGUUGAUAACAAGAUGAAAUCAUCCAAUAACCCUGUUCAUGUUGGUUUGGAAACAAAUAAGGUUCACCAGCAAUUGGCGGCGAUCCUUGAAGCAGGAGUAUGGGAGGUGGACAGUUGUUGGAUUUGCCCCAAAACUGGCACACAUGGCUUACACCCUAAGGACCUAGGGAGGGAACGACUUCCAUUUGUCAGCAAGAAAUCAAACGACUUCCUUUUCUCAAGACCCCCAACGUGAUGUUGGAUUUAAAGUGAACGCACAUGAACUUUUUUGACGGACUGUUAUCGUUGCAGGGGAUAUCCCACCAGCUACAUCUAAAGAUGUUGAUAUUGUUGUGAAAGCAAACUCAUAGAGCUCUUAAACGCAAUGGAGGAAAAGACUGGGCAACAGCUUUCUGGAGCACAUUGUGCCAAGUAUCUGCAUGUCAUUGCUACAAAGAUAACUGAGAAGAAAUCUGAAUUAGCAAAACUUGAAGCCAUUGAUAAUGGAAAACCUUAUGAUGAAGCAGCAUGGGAUAUAGUAUCUUCAUUGUAUAUAAUCAUAUUGACCUUUCCAUGAAUUCCCACUAUCAGUCCCACUAGAAGUUUUGAUUAGGGACCCGACAUGUUACCCAAAUCUCUAAUGCAAGUGGUGAAAAACAAAGCACAAAUGUACAAAACACCAUUGUAUAUUGAUAGAGGAUUUAUUGUUUUAAUGAAUUUUGCGUGUAAAACUAACUUUCCAGAUUUUUUAAUGAAAUGUCG
Molecule: messenger RNA, 767 nt
Organism: Lactuca virosa
Lineage: Eukaryota; Viridiplantae; Streptophyta; Magnoliopsida; Asterales; Asteraceae
Source: the annotation of a GenBank genome assembly